Molecule: messenger RNA, 2964 nt
Organism: Colletotrichum phormii
Lineage: Eukaryota; Fungi; Ascomycota; Sordariomycetes; Glomerellales; Glomerellaceae
Exons: 12
Coding region: 1-2964 (987 amino acids)
Biological process (GO): transmembrane transport; basic amino acid transport
Cellular component (GO): fungal-type vacuole membrane
Molecular function (GO): basic amino acid transmembrane transporter activity; hydrolase activity
Source: RefSeq, a predicted model, not a curated record
AUGAACAUCCCCUUUGGGAUAGUCCUUCACGGAGGUGCAUCAGAAUCAUGGAUAGGGGAUGACGUCUCAUAUGCCACCACCAAAGCCUUCUUGAAGAACUUGGUAGAGAAAGCCGAGGAGCGGCUACGUGCGGGCUCCAGAGCCAUAGACGUAACGACUGAGAUUGUGGCAGAUUUAGAGGACUUCGCCGAGUUCAAUGCUGGCAAGGGAGCUGCCGUCAACCGAGACGGCGUUCACGAGGUGCGAAUCAGACUCUCCCACAACACGGCUAAUAUCAAACUAAUUAUCAAUAAUCUCAAGCUCGAGGCUGGAAUUAUCAACGGCAAGACAGCGACAUACCGAGCUGCUGCAUGUCUCCAAAAGACCAAGAAUCCUAUCAAGCUCGGGAGGGCCAUGCUUGACUCUGUGGAUACCACUAUGCUCGUCUUCAUUGUAGGAGAGGGGGCUGACCAGCUCGCCAGCCGUCUUGGAUUGGAUAUGGUGGACAAGAGUUUCUUCACAACAGAGAAGAGCAUGAAUUACUGGCGAAAGAACAAGAAGGAAGUCCUCGAACACGGCACCGUUGGUGCAGUUGUUCUAGAUUCACAUGGUCACUUGGCUGCGGCUAAUUCGACCGGAGCUAUUCUGGGUGCUGGACUGAAUGCCGAUCAACAGAUCGCCGUGGCAUGCAGUGGUGGUGGCGAAGCCAUUCUGACGUCUAUGCUGGCUAGUCGCGUUGCGAACCUGUACCACAGCGGGCUCAAACUUGAGACCGCUGUGGACAAGGCCAUGUGGGAUGCCAGCCGACUUUGCCCAUCCCUCUCUUGUGGUGUAAUCGCCACCACGACGGACGGCAUGCAGACGGCACAAUGCAAUAGCCUACUCUUCACUAUCGGGUCGUCGAGGUCUACCUCUGGCUUCCAAUAUGGGUUGAUAGGCUGCACAAUGCCUGUUACCGCACCUCUAUGCUGUUAUGAAGACGCCCUGGUCCGAAUCGGGGUAUCAAAGCACCCAACGCGGCAAUUUCAGCUCACUUUCUGCCUCAAAGAAGCCAGUCUUAUUACGAUGGAUCGAAAACAGGUGGAGGAUUUACUUGAGUCGCUUAGGCGCGCCCCCAAAGCCUUGUUGAGUCUCGGCGGGGCCGACAAGGUGGCUAUGAUGACUUUCGCGGGUGGUAAGGGCGGCCACUUAUUUGCCACUCGUGGCACGGGCAACAUGUCUCCGACAUUCAAUGACUUGAAGCAAUCAGGGAAUCCGGCUUUCAGAGCUCAUAUCGAAAUUGAGAAAACGGCCAAGGCGUUGUUGCAAGUGGGAGAUUUCUACAAGCUGCCCGUGCCCCGGAGCUACUCCGAAUUUCUCUUGGCCUCGGCCGUUGAAUUCCGGGCUAUCGUCGCCGGUAGAAAAAUGACUACCUCAUUGAAAAGUAUCAAGAGGAGCGCUGGAAGAUCCAAGAAUCUUGGAUUUUACCUAAGUAUUGCCGCCAUCCUCGUUUCCAACUUCGUCACAGCAGUCGACUCUGGACUGUCAUCAUCGUCACAUCUAGCCAUCGCCUCUCAUUUCGAUAAGACCAAGGUCUCAACGUGGCCAGUAAACGCCUUCCUCGUUUGUUCCAUUACUGUACAGCCUCUUUACGUCACACUUUUCAAUUGCAUAGGUCGUCGUAUUAUCUAUACCUCAACCGCCUUCUUAUUUCUUGUCGGCUCGUGUCUGGCAGCAUUUACAACAUCUUGGACAGGACUGAUAUUAGCGAGAGGCGUUUGCGGCCUCGCUGUUGCCGGACUGACGACUGUGGCAAAUCCAUGGCCAGCUAACAAUCCGAAAGGAUCUAUUGUAUUGACAGACAUUGUCGGUCUUAAAAAUAGAGGCCAUUACCAAUCGCUCAACUACAUCAACUAUGGAGCUGGGUCCGCGCUCGGUUCAAUCUCUGGUGGUGCCAUUGUCGAGUACUUUGGAUGGAGCUAUGUGUACAGACUUCAACUUCCAUUCUGUCUGCUUUCUGCAGUCAUGGUGUACUUAUGGAUCCCCUCAAACAUUGAGAAUUCCUACAGAGAGCCUUUAAGCCAGGGAAAGAUAUGCCUUACGAACCUGCUUCAGACGUAUGACUGGAGAGGCUCGCUGUUGCUUAUGAUCUCUCUGCUUUGCCUGGUUUUCGUUCUUAGAACGGGAGGUAACGUGUUACCUUGGACAAGUCCAUUGAUCCUCACGGCUUCGGCACUAUUUGGCGCAGUGUCCUUUGUCUUGCUACGCGUAGAGGCAAAAGCGCCGUACCCGGUUCUCCCUCCUUUGAUGAUUCAGUUCCCUUACAGGAAUAUCAUGGUUAGCGCCUUGAUGUUUUCCAUGAUUAACUACUGUUCAGCGGGCGAAGCAAGCGCCCAUGUUGUCAUACCAUCGAUUGCAUUCACGGCAAUGAGUGCAGUCGCAGGGACGACGAUCGCAAGACUACGGACGUCCAGGCCUACGUUGCGCGUGAGCCAAGUCCUCUUACUCGUGGGUGCCUUGGGGCUUGUAGCUAUGGCUACUGCCCUACCGGCAAACAAAGCCUCAAAUUCUUUGUAUAGCCUUUGCCUCAUAAUGCCUUCUCUUGGGGUCGGAAUGAUGGCCCCCAGUGCGCUUUUGACGCUGCUAAGUCUUGGUGAGCAACGUGAUCACGCCGCUAUGAAUGGAGGUUUUAUUAUGGUGAGAUCCCUAGGCGUCUUCAUUGCCACUUCCCUGAGUACGACAGUCAUACAGAAUGUGUCUCAGGGUGUGUUGAAAACGAUGAGCCUGGACGAGCAGACAGCUAAGUCCAAAGUCAUGCAAGCCUAUCAGUUGGGAUUCGUUGUCCUCUUCAGUGUCCUUCUUGUUUCUUCCAUGGGCAUCGUCUUGGCAUUUUCUUGGGUUCCGGAGGGACGUUUGGACAGACCUUCAAAUCGUACUGAAGAUUCUGUUGCGGUGGUUGAAAUGGUCGAUCUCCUCGAUGAUGAAGAGACCGAUGACGGUCUAUGA